GGUUUGUAGUGGGUUAUACUGAGGCGUGGCCGCGUUACACUGCAUGGAAGGACUGGAUUUUACUGGUUUAUACUGGGGUGGGAGCUGGGUUAUGCUGGGACAGCUGGGAAGGUUGAAGGCCGACGGAGCCGCCGCCAUGAGGCUCUACAGCCUAAGUGUCCUUUACAAAGGUGACYCCAAAGUGCAUUUGCUCAAAGCUGCUUAUGAUGUGUCCACCUUCAACUUCUUUCAGAGAUCCAGCGUGCAGGAGUUCAUGACGUUCACAAGCCAGCUGAUUGCAGAGCGCUCGGCGCUGGGCAGCAGGGCCUCAGUCAAGGAGCAAGGUGAGAGCAGCCCCUGCUUCCUUCCCUCUGUGUUCCUGGGAAAGGUUGGGUCCCUUCCCAAAAAUUGCUGUUUUGAACAAACCCCUGCAGCCGCUGUGGCCCCACAGCUGCAGCUCCUGGGUGGUAACUGCUCUUUCCUCACCUGGCAGGUGCUCGAUGAGUUCUCCAGGCAGGUCAGCAAGAUGGACUGGCCCUCAGGGUCACCUGCCACCAUCAGCUACUCUGCCUUGGAUGGAUACCUCAGCAAAUACCAGAACCCCCGCGAUGCCGACCCGAUGACCCGAGUGCAGGCAGAGCUGGACGAGACCAAAAUCAUCCUGCACAACACGAUGGAAUCRCUGCUGGAGCGUGGUGAGAAGCUGGACGACCUGGUCUCCAAAUCGGAGGUGCUGGGAGCACAAUCCAAAGCCUUCUACAAAACGGCCCGAAAGCAGAAUUCCUGCUGUGAAAUCAUGUGACAUGGAGCCCAGGGUCUCCACCUCCGGACCACCAGCCCUCCACUCCGCUCCGCAGCCACCCCAGGGCUGUUCCUGGGGCUGGGCCGGGGGUCGUCAGCCCCCUGGGCUGAUGUGACUGUUGUCCACCUUGUGGGGACACCAAGGCUGGCACGGGGCCAGCACCCGUGGGUGAAGGUCCACACCACAGACCCCCAUCCUYGCUGUUCUGGGACAGCUCGGACCACGGGGUGCUCGGCCAUGCACCCCCCCUGCCUUCACACCCCUGCGGGAAGCCUGGAGGGGCCCCCCACUGCUGUCCGGGGGGCUGGGGGCUUUUAUGUAUUUGUGUCCURAGGGUGAGCUGGGGGGUGGGAGAAGGGGGGGAAGGGAAAAUGGUUUUUUGGGUAGGGGGUGCUCAGUGCCCCCCUGGGCAUCUUCUCCCCGUGCUGAUGAGCCUGGAGCUGUGUGCCAGUGCCGGGGCAGGGGGGGAGCUCACCAGCCUGCCCUGCACCUCAGAGCCCCUCCCCUGCUCCCACCAGCCGGGCUGGGGGGGAUCAGCAUCUGCCAGGGCCCAGCAGCCCUCACUGCCUCCUCUUCCUCCUCCUCAGGAAGGGAAAAGUCGGGCUUGGGCUGUACCUCGCGGUGCUCUCGGGUUGUUUGCGUGCCCUGGCUGCACUGGCCAGGCGGAUAAAGUUGUCUUUGGCAGUUGUAGCCCUGUUCCUUCUCUGCAGUGUCCCAGGGUGGGAUUUGAGUGACAAACACUUUCUGGGGGACCCUGGCAAGGAUGGAUGCCCUUGGCUUUCUCUCUCCAUCUCUUAACUUUUACAAUCAUUGGUUUUUCCUCAUAAUUUAUUUGCAGUUUUCCCGAGACAAAAACGAAAUCAGAGUCAUCUUUUACACUUACAAGGCUCAGAAAGAAAAGACAAAGGGUUUUUUAGGGGGAGGGGCGUGGGGGGGAUAUGCUGGGGAUGGGGAGACAGAAAAAGAAUGAGAGAAAAGGGGAGGAAAGAGAAAAAUUUGGCAACGAUCCACCAGCAUUCAUGGGACAGGAACAGCUCAGCUCAGCUCCUCGACAUACAGCGUUAGCGCCCGAGGGUUGCUCCCGCGCAAAGGGCAUGCAGAGAAAUCAUCAGAAUAAUUAAAAAAUAAUUAAUAUCCCUCACCCAUCCCGCCCCCUCCCCCCCAGCCAAAACCAGCCCUCAGCAUGGUGGGGAUGCCCUGGGGAAUCGCAUGGGGAGUGCCUGGAGUGGAGCGAUGCCUCCCCAGGGAGGGGGGGGUGGGGGUGACGGGGUCCCCCCGAGCGCUGGCCAUGGGAGGGGGGGUGCAGGAUGUGCUGCCAGUGCCCCUGUGCUGGGGGGGACCCCGGCGGAGCAGCCUGUGCCCCCUAAGAGACCCAUUCUCUUAGUCUAAAGUGCUUUCGAUGCUGCGUCAGUGCUGGCUGGAUCGUCCCGAGCCCCCCACCCCGAACC
This is a messenger RNA of Malurus melanocephalus (red-backed fairy wren), 2229 nucleotides long. RefSeq names its product YKT6 v-SNARE homolog (gene YKT6). The transcript is spliced from 8 exons. Lineage: Eukaryota; Metazoa; Chordata; Aves; Passeriformes; Maluridae. Gene Ontology annotation, cellular component: Golgi apparatus. Bases 44 to 781 code for a protein of 245 amino acids. The record is from RefSeq and is a predicted model, not a curated record. Gene Ontology annotation, molecular function: SNAP receptor activity. Gene Ontology annotation, biological process: endoplasmic reticulum to Golgi vesicle-mediated transport.